This is a messenger RNA of Penicillium lagena, 1254 nucleotides long. Its product is annotated as 3-ketoacyl-coA thiolase peroxisomal A precursor. Gene Ontology annotation, molecular function: acetyl-CoA C-acyltransferase activity. Gene Ontology annotation, cellular component: peroxisome. The record is from RefSeq and is a predicted model, not a curated record. Gene Ontology annotation, biological process: phenylacetate catabolic process; fatty acid beta-oxidation. Lineage: Eukaryota; Fungi; Ascomycota; Eurotiomycetes; Eurotiales; Aspergillaceae. The transcript is spliced from 2 exons. The coding region runs from base 1 to 1254 and encodes 417 amino acids.
AUGUCUUCAGCCCAACAGCGUCUCAACCAGGUUUCCUCCCACUUCGGUGGCAAGAAGGGAGCGGCCGCCCUCACCGAGAAGCACCCCGAUGAUAUCGUCGUGACCUGCGCCCUCCGCACUGCCCUCACCAAGGGUGGCAAGGGUGGCUUCAAGGACACCGCCGCCGCCGACCUGCUGGCCGGUGUCUUCAAGGCUGUCAUCGACAAGAGUGGCAUCGAUCCCAAGGCCGUCGACGAUGUUGCCGUUGGCUCCGUCCUCGCUCCCGGUGGUGGCGCGACCGAGUUCCGCGCCGCUGCUCUCGUGGCUGGUUUCCCCGAGACUACUGCCGUGAAGAGUCUGAACCGCCAGUGCUCCAGCGGCCUACAGGCAAUUGUAGAUAUUGCCAAUGCCCUAAAGUCCGGCAUGAUCGAUGUCGGCAUCGGUGCCGGAGUUGAGAGCAUGUCCUCUCAGUAUGGGCCGGGCGCCGUGACCGAGUUCUCGGACCUGCUCGAGAACCACAUGGAGGCUGCCAACUGCAAGGUGCCUAUGGGUGUCUUGUCAGAGAACAUGGCCAAGGACCGCAACAUCACCCGUGCAUCGCAGGACGCUUUUGCGGCGGCUUCGUACCAGAAGGCCGUCAAGGCCCAGAAGGCCGGCCUUUUCAACGAGGAGAUUGCCCCGCUCGAGGUCAAGUGGACCGACCCCAAGUCCGGUGAGGAGAAGACCAUCACCGUCAAGGCCGACGACGGUAUCCGCGAGGGUAUCACUGCCGAGUCGCUGGGCAAGAUCCGCCCUGCGUUCGCCAAGGAUGGCUCCAUCCACGCCGGUAACGCCUCCCAGAUCUCCGACGGUGCCGCCGCCGUCCUGCUCAUGAAGCGGUCCACCGCCGAACGCCUGGGCCAGAAGAUCAUUGGCAAGUACGUCGCUGCGAGCGUCGUGGGCGUCAAGCCCCUACUUAUGGGUGUUGGUCCUUGGGCGGCUAUCCCCAUCGCCCUGGAGAAGGCCGGCAUCACUAAGGAGGAUGUCGAUAUCUACGAGAUCAACGAGGCCUUUGCGUCGCAGUGUGUGUGGUGUGCAAACGAGCUCGGCCUACCCCAGGAGAAGAUCAACCCCAAGGGCGGAGCCAUUGCCUUCGGGCACCCGCUUGGCUGCACUGGUUCCCGGCAGGUGAGCACGCUUCUGACCGAGCUCAGCCGGACGAGCAAGAAGAUCGGCGUGACCAGCAUGUGUGUCGGUACCGGCAUGGGUAUGGCCGCCGUCUGGGUUGCCGAGUAA